This is a messenger RNA of Tarenaya hassleriana, 1749 nucleotides long. RefSeq names its product oxysterol-binding protein-related protein 3A. Gene Ontology annotation, cellular component: membrane; cytosol; intracellular membrane-bounded organelle. The transcript has 10 exons. The coding region runs from base 230 to 1615 and encodes 461 amino acids. Gene Ontology annotation, molecular function: sterol binding. The record is from RefSeq and is a predicted model, not a curated record. Lineage: Eukaryota; Viridiplantae; Streptophyta; Magnoliopsida; Brassicales; Cleomaceae.
UGCCACUUCAAAUCGUAGAACCGCCAACGAAGACCAGCAGACGGUCUCUUAUCGUCGUCUUCAUCUUCAUUCAUUGCUGGUCCUCCAUUAUUGCAGAAUCUCUUUACUUUUUUCCAUCUCUUUAAGGAAAUCCGAUUGGAUCUCACGCAAAAACAUCAUCGCUCGAUUCCUCCGCAUUGGUUCUUCGGUGGAGCUGUUACUGCGGUAAGAGCGCGGAUCCGCGGCGGAGAUGGCUCCCAACGAUCCGACAACUGGCGCCGGAGGUGGCGGUUUCUUCGCUUCUAUUACUUCUACGAUCUCCAAUUUCGGAUCGGCCAUGAGCAAAUCAGUUAACGGUUUGAUGGGAUAUGAAGGGCUCGAAGUUAUCAAUCCUGAAGGAGGGACCGAAGAUGCGGAGGAGGAAGCAAGGAGAGGAAGAUGGAAGCAAGAGGACCGUGAUGGCUAUUGGAAGAUGAUGCAGAAGUACAUAGGAGCAGACGUUACAUCUAUGGUGACCCUUCCUGUGAUUAUUUUUGAACCCAUGACGAUGCUGCAGAAAAUGGCAGAGUUGAUGGAAUACUCACACCUGCUAGACAUGGCAGAUAAAACUGAGGACCCUUACAUGCGAUUGGUCUAUGCUUCAUCAUGGGCUAUAUCCGUCUAUUAUGCUUACCAACGUACAUGGAAGCCGUUCAAUCCAAUUCUCGGGGAAACUUAUGAGAUGACCAAUCAUGGUGGGAUCAGUUUCAUAUCUGAGCAGGUCAGUCAUCACCCUCCUAUGAGUGCCGGUCAUGCGGAAAACGAGCAUUUCGCAUACGACGUGACUUCGAAACUGAAAACGAAAUUCCUUGGCAAUUCGAUUGAUGUCUAUCCAGUGGGAAGGACAAGAGUGACGCUUAAAAGAGAUGGCGUGGUCCUUGACUUGGUACCUCCACCGACUAAGGUUCACAACCUAAUCUUUGGAAGAACUUGGGUUGAUUCACCUGGGGAGAUGAUCAUGACAAACCUAACCAGCGGUGAUAAAGCCGUGCUUUAUUUUCAACCAUGUGGCUGGUUCGGAGCUGGUCGAUAUGAGGUGGAUGGAUACGUGUAUAAUGCAGCAGAGGAGCCAAAGAUACUAAUGACCGGGAAAUGGAACCAGUCCAUGAGUUAUCAGCCAUGUGACAUAGAAGGUGAACCUCUCCCAGGCACUGAACUCGAAGAGGUCUGGAGGCUUGCUGAUGCACCAAAGAAUGACAAAUUCCAAUACACGCAAUUUGCUCACAAGAUCAAUAGCUUCGACACGGCCCCAAAAAAACUGCUGGCAUCUGACUCGCGUCUACGCUCCGACAGAUACGCACUCGAGAUGGGAGAUAUGUCCAAGUCCGGCUGUGAAAAGAGCAGCCUGGAGGAGAGACAGAGAGCUGAGAAGAGAGCCCGAGAAGAGAGAGGCCAUAAAUUCACCCCUAGAUGGUUCGAUAUAACGGAGGACAUCACUCCAACGCCAUGGGGCGACCUUGAAGUUUACCGAUACAACGGAAAAUAUGCAGAGCACCGAGCAGAUGCAGAUGCAGAUGCAGAUGGCAGUGAAGGUAACGCCGCCCAUGUGAAAUCUAUUCAGUUCAAUCCAUGGCAAUAUGAAGAUAUGGCUGCUUAGUCAGAGGAAGACCACAUUUUUUUUCCUUCUCAAAACCAUAUGAUAGGCUUUGUCUAGUUUUCAGUUACUAAAUAUUUUGUAUUCAUGUUGGAUAUUCAGAUCUAUAUUUAUUGAUUAUGAACAUAAUUGCUGUA